AUGUUUCUUCUGUUUCUUCUGGGCACAGCCUUCCUGUUCUGCCCCUAUUGGGCUGAGUUUCAAAACUCUGUAAAAGAUACUGCAACAGUAUGCUAUAAAUGUAAAACAUAUCAUCUUGGAUUCUGCUAUGGAAGCAUGAAGUCCUGCAACCUGAAGCAUAGGCAAUUCUGUGCUACCGAGAACUUUUAUGUACUCAUGAAAAAUGGGAAGAGUAUGUAUCAUUAUUCAAGAUUGUCCUGUAUGACCUUCUGUGAGGACAUCAACUUCAUGAAUUUUAAUAAGAGGACAGAGCUUAUCUGUUGCCAACACAGUAACUAUUGCAACCUCCCUGAGGGACUCUAGUUCUACAUCAUUCCUGGACUUGAGAUCUUUCUUUAACUCACUACCUAUUUUACCUCUUCCCCAAAGCUUGUAUUUUGUUCUCCUCUCCUGGUCAAUAGGGAGUGAGAAAGCCAGCUGUACCACUGCAGGCAGGGAGUUUUACUUUUUUCAUGCUGCUGCUGCUGUGAAUAGGUUCAGACUUGUUUAUUUAUUAUCUCCUAUUUGAAAAUGCAAAUUCAUGAACCAAAAUUAUUCCAAGACUGUCCUGAGAAUUCUGAGAUCAUACUCUAUCCUCAUCUACACCCACUCCUCUGGGUUGGAACUCUCUUUGAAUUA
Marmota monax (woodchuck) is the source of this 657-nucleotide messenger RNA. RefSeq names its product prostate and testis expressed 2 (gene Pate2). NCBI's taxonomy places the organism in Eukaryota, Metazoa, Chordata, Mammalia, Rodentia, Sciuridae. The coding region runs from base 1 to 342 and encodes 113 amino acids. The record is from RefSeq and is a predicted model, not a curated record. The transcript has 4 exons.